CCUACUUAAUGCGAUUGAGGAUUAUCUUCCUUGGCGGACCCAAUUUAAUUCAUGCCUCAGACAUGGAGGCUUAUUCGCUCACUGGAAGCUCUAAUUGAGAAGUAUCAUUUGAAAUUUUCUGCUGCUAACUCUGGCUACACAUACGAUUUGCGUACUUCUGGGAGAGGUCGGUUCAUUCUUGUGGUUAAAGUAGGAAGGGAGCCGUUGAUCCUUGGAAUCAGCAGCGUGAAGGACAGGGGGUGGAUGACUAAAUUUUUCAUCGUAGAAAGGUCUUCUUUCUGAAGAGGAAACGAAUGACUCAUCCUCCCUCUCUAGUGAUUAAAGUUGCUCCUUUGAUUACAUGCUCAUUGCCUACACCCCCUAUCCCUGUUGUCAGAAGUGGCCAGUCAAUGGACCCUGCUAAGCUGAAUAUUGAGUUCCCUGGUGACUUUUGUCGCUUAGAGAAUGCCUUGCAACUGAGGAACGAGAUGUCCCAGAUGCUGCUUCCCUCUGCUAAGAGCGCAUUUCGGGGUUCUCUCUUGUUGAGAUGCUUUCUGCUUUGUCUGAAUUCGCCUUCCAGCCAACUUGGCUGCCGUGGAGCGCACACAAGACCUGGAAAGAUCACUUGCAGAGUCUAAGCAGAACGAAGAGAUUGUCAAGAAGAAGUUGUCCGACAUUGCUCAGGUGAAGUUGAGGUUGGACGAGAAGGUGACCGCCCAAGACGGGACGAUCAGGAGGCAGAGUGAGGAGCUGGGGGUUCGGGCUGCUAGAAUUAAGAGUUAAUUCCCUAAAUAGGACUAAAACAACGAUGAAAUGCACAAAUAGGAC
Molecule: messenger RNA, 807 nt
Organism: Cuscuta europaea
Lineage: Eukaryota; Viridiplantae; Streptophyta; Magnoliopsida; Solanales; Convolvulaceae
Source: the annotation of a GenBank genome assembly